Messenger RNA from Peronospora farinosa, 1578 nucleotides. Lineage: Eukaryota; Oomycota; Peronosporomycetes; Peronosporales; Peronosporaceae. The record is from the annotation of a GenBank genome assembly.
AUGGCACUAUCCUCCUCUGUACCAUUGAGGUCACGGCCUAUUGCACCUAGACGCAUUGCGCUGGUGCUAAUCGUUUGUGUGUCUGAUCUGCUGCUCACUGGUCUCGUCUUUGGCUGGGCGCCCUUACUGCUUUUGCUGCAAGAAGAAGGACAAUAUCAUGAGCUUUGCACCGAUCCAAGCGAAUUCACGUGCGUAAGCCAAGAGAACCGCCUCAACCUCAUAUUUGCAGUUGCCUCCGUCGCGAUGAACAUUGGCGCGUUGCCCGUGGGUAUGUUCUUGGAUCGCGUGGGGCCUCGUGUGACUAUUGCAGUGGCUGCCAUUAUCGAAGUUUCUGGCUUGUUCAUGCUGGCAAUAUCAGACUCAAAGAUGCUUGAUAUGUUCAUACCAGCCUACGUCUUCAUCGCAUUUGGAGGCUGCAUCACCAUGAUGUCAUCAUACCCAGCUAGCUUUCUCAUUAUGCGCUACCAGACUGCGAUUCUUGCAGCUAUCAGCUGUCUUUUCGAUGGCAGUAGCGUCGUUUUCCUCGUAUUGUAUACUGCUCGUGAACGCUUUGGGUGGUCACGAAGAGAAUUGUUUCUAGGACUUGCAUCAAUGGCUGCUGCUGUGUAUUUGCUGCUAAUUUUCCUCUGGGGACUCAAUGAGAAGAGCCUGCGUCCGAAACGCAGACCUAAUGUCAAUGCCAAUCAAGUGAUCUUGUCAAUGCCACAGCGAGAACAAUUGCGGGUAAAUGAAAAGGCUAAUGACACUGCAUAUGGCAGCGUAGAGGUGGAGCAGAACAUGCAGAUCUUGUCGAUGCCAACAAUCGGCGAUGAAACAGCGUUCCAUCUCGUGGAUAUCGCCGUCCAUAAGCAAAUGAGAUCGUUCGAGUUCAUGUUCAUCGUAGGGUAUGCAGCUGUGCAGGUGUUGCGUGCGAAUAUCUAUAUCGGCACGGCCAACAAGCUGCUGGAAAACUACGGCGACCAUGAGCACGGCUAUCUUUACACCAAGGUGUUCAGCUUUGUAUUGCCGAUUGGCUUCGUGUUUGUGCCGUUGAUUAACUAUCUGGUGGAGACUCGCGGGCUGUCAAAGGCGCUGGUGUUUACAAAUGUACUGGGUGUGCUUUACAAUGUACUCGAGCUGAUACCGAGCCUCCCAGUGCAAUGCUUAGCCUUCUUCCUCUUUACCGCGUUUCGUGCGUUCCUGUACGCAAUUAUCUCGGCUUUUACCGCGAAAACCUUUGGUCUUAAAAACAUGGGUUCUCUUAUGGGCAUCAUGUUCUCGAUUGGCUCUGUCAUUAGUCUGGCAGAGUAUCCGGCCGUCUACAUCUCCAACUCACUUUUUAGCGGUGACUUGACGGUACUUAAUCUGGUGUCACUGCUGUCUUGUGUACUGAUGAUUCCACUGACAAUGUACCUGCGCAAAUACGAGCACGAACACGAGAAGAAGCGCCGCGCCGAGAUCGCGCUCAAGAGCGGUUUCGCGAAUGAACACGGCCAGCGUGAGACAUAUUCGUCACUCAUGGACACGCCGGCACUUGGCGUGACUUUUCUCCGCUCGCCGGGUAAUGCACCGCAUAAUGACCCGUUCUCUCCUGAGUGA